Micromonas pusilla CCMP1545 is the source of this 2787-nucleotide messenger RNA. RefSeq lists its product as uncharacterized. Bases 1 to 2787 code for a protein of 928 amino acids. Lineage: Eukaryota; Viridiplantae; Chlorophyta; Mamiellophyceae; Mamiellales; Mamiellaceae. The transcript has a single exon. The record is from RefSeq and is a predicted model, not a curated record.
AUGGACGUCGACGCUCUGAAAGUGGGCGAGCUCAAGGCGGAGCUGAAGAAGCGCGGGCUGCCGACGACCGGGCUCAAAGUCGAGCUCGUCGCGCGGCUGCGACCGCACCUAGAAGCAGACGCGGAGACCACCGACGACGCCGAUGCCGACCGAGAGCCCGCCGCGCGCGCGGAGGCCGCGUCCAGCACGCGCCUCGCCGCGCUCGAGAUCGAGGUGAGGGACCUGCGCUCGCGGCUCGCGGCCUCGGAGGAGCGCGAGGCCGCGCUCGGGAAGCAGCUCGCGGAGGCGGCGAGGAAAGCCGCGGGCCGGCGCGUCCUCGAGGACGCGAAGGACGCGUCGGAGUUGCUCGACGAGCUCCGCGAGCGCCUUCGAGCGGCGAAAGACGCGGAGACGAGCGCGAAGGCGAAAGCGGACGACGCCGCGCGCGCGACCGCGGCCGCGGAGGCGGCGCGCGAGGCAGCCUCGGACGAGAUCGUGUCCCUCAAGGAGGAGCGCGCGGACCUGGAAGAGCGACUCGCGCGCGCGGAGGCGGCGGCGGCGGCGACGACGGCGUCCGAAGCCGCCGGCGAGUUCGCGUCGAGGGACGCGCUGCGAGACGACCUCGCGCGACGCGAGUCCGCGCUCAGAGCGGACGUCGCGGCCGCGGCGAAGCGGGAGGAGGACGCGCGCGCGGAGAUCAGAGCGAAAGAGGAGGUUCUGACGCGGAUGAUGGCGGACGUCGCGGCGAUGAAAACAUCCGCCGGGGUGACGUUCGACGUCGACGCGAUAACUCCGGGCGGUCCGAUCGGCGCCGGUCCCGGGUUCGUGAACCAACGACCGGGCGGGGAUAAGGCCCUCGGCGCGCUCGCGCGCGCGCUCGAGACCGCGGGGGAGAGGGAAGGGGACAUGCGCGCGAGGAUCGCGGCCGCGGAGGCGGCGGCGUCGAACGCGGCGCGGGAACUCGCGCGCGUCGUCGCCACCGCGCAGGCGGCGGAGAUACUCGCGAAGGAGAAAGCGCGCGCGGUGGAGAUGGAGUGGGAGGCGCGAACGCGCGAGACGCGGAUGCAAUCGGACGAGACGGUGCGGCUCAGAGAGCGCGAGUUCGAGUCUCGACGGAGGGAGUUAGAGGCGCGCGUGAACGACUUGGUUCGCGCGAUUGAAAACUCGCGAGAGAACGCGAGACGCGCCGCGGACGCGGCGGAGAGACACGAAGCCGUCGCCGCGGAGGCGAACGCUCGCGCGGCCGCGGCGGAGACGCGCGCUGAGAAGGCGGAAGACGAACUCGACGAGAAGACGAGGGAGUUCGCCGCGAAGCUGUUCGCCGCGGAAAACGCCGCCACGAUCGCGUCAGAGGCUGCCUCGAACGCGAAGGAAACCGCGGGGAAGGACCGCGCGUACGCGGGCGAGAUGGAGAACGCGCUCAACGCGGUCGAGGAAUGUUCCGGCGAGCUCGAACGCAGGCUUCAGGCUGCGGAGAGCGUCGCGGACGAGCUCGCGGCGGUGAGGCAGACGGCGGCGUCGGACGCCGCCUCCGCCGCCGUCGCCGCGUCCGUCGCCGCCGCGCGAAUCGACGAACUCGAAGCCGAGCUCGCGGCGGCGGACGCGAGAGCGGCGGAGAGCGCCGCGGACGCGGAGGCUGCGCGCCGCGCCGCGGACGCCUCCGCGGCGGCGGCGACGGACGCGGCCGCGCGCGCGGAAUCCGCGGAGAAGGCGCUCUUCGAGGCGGAGGACCGAGACGCGGAGAACGAGGCGAUCAAGUAUCUGAAGGAGAGGCUCCGCGAGGCGCAAGAACGCGCCGCGCGCCUCGAAGCCGAGCUCGAGAUCAGCGAAGCCGCGGGCGUGGAAGGCGCGAAGCUCGCGGAGGAGGCGAAAGCGGGCGCGCUUCGAGACGCGACCGCGGCGGCGAGGAAAGCCGCCGGGCUCGAGCAGGAGAAACUUCACGCGCGAGAGCGAAAGUUGGAGGCGGAGCUGAAGCUCGCGCUGGAGGAGAACAACGCCGCUUCGGUCGCCGCCGCGGCCGCGAACGCGCGCGCGGAAACCGCGGAAGCGAAAGCGACGGAGGCGACGACCGAGGCGAGCAUCGCGAAGGCGGAGAUGAUCACCGCGCGGACGGAGUGCAACGCGUUGCGAACCGCGUUUCAGGCGGCCAAGGCGGAUAAGCUCGCCGCGGAGGAACGCGCGGCUUCCGCGGACGAGGAAGCCGUGAAAUCGAUCGCGCGCGCGCACAUCGCGGAAUCGAACGCGGACGCGUCCGCGAUGCGCGCGAAUAAGAACGAACGCCGAGCGAACGCCGCGGAAGCGUUGGCGUCGAAGUUGAAGACGGCGGCGGAAGUCGCCGCCGCGGAAGCCGCCGCGGCGAAAGACGCCGCAGCGGACGCGGAAGCUCGACGCGACGCCGUCGCGAGAGAGGCGAAGUCUAGGUGCGACGCCGCGGAGGCGAGGUGCGACGCCGCGGUGAGAGAGGCGGAAGAGCGCGCGAGGGACGUCGUCGACGCCGCCGCUCGCGAGGAAGCGCUGCUCUCCGUGCUGAGAAGCGCGAAGGCCUCCGUCGCGGGGGAGGGGGGGUGGGUCGAAGAGCCGCGGCCGGUCGGCGUGCUGCCUCCGGAGGCGCCCGCGCGUGGGGCGACGGACGACGCCGCGGUUUUCUUCGACGCGACGCGCGACGCGCACGUCACGAAGAGCUACGCGAACGAUCCCGCGGCGGCGUUGCGCGCGGCGGAGGAGACGCGCGCCGCGCUGGCGGCGACGAGGGCGAGCCUUUUGAACGCGUUCGACGCGAGAGAAACUCAAAAUAGACCGCGACCGUAG